Olea europaea var. sylvestris is the source of this 2481-nucleotide messenger RNA. RefSeq names its product pentatricopeptide repeat-containing protein At1g10270-like. The coding region runs from base 226 to 2160 and encodes 644 amino acids. The record is from RefSeq and is a predicted model, not a curated record. The transcript has a single exon. Gene Ontology annotation, cellular component: chloroplast. Gene Ontology annotation, molecular function: protein binding. Lineage: Eukaryota; Viridiplantae; Streptophyta; Magnoliopsida; Lamiales; Oleaceae.
UAUCGAAAAUUUCAAGUUUCUAUUCGAUAGCUUCUUCAUCAAUAUCAUCCAAAUGCCCAAUUCAGUUUCAAAUUAGACUACUUGAAUUGGACCGACCUUGAAAACAAAAUGGCGUUUUUUUAUCUGAAUAAUCCAAAAGGGUUUAAGGUUUCUCUUCUUCCUCAUUUUCCGAAGUCCUGACUAGGGUUUUGCCUCUAUACAUUCUUUCCGCUGACAGCCUUCUCCAUGACUAUCUAUCGCUUCCUCCUCCGUUCCGUCCGCCGCUAUUCCACCACCUCCUUCCAAACCCCCGUUUUCAACACCUCCACUCAGACGCUAAACCACCGCAUAGAUACUCAAUCCCCCUUCCAAUCCUCCUCCGCUGUCGCCGCCGACAUCAACCCCUGUCAAUCCCCCAUUUCCACCACUAAUACUACUACCUCAAAUAUCUUAAAUAAUCAGUUUCGAACUACUUCCUCAUCGUCUACACCUGUACGCUCCUACGGCUUCUCCUCCGCCGAGGAGGCAGCUGCUGAGCGUCGUCGCCGCAAGCGCCGCGUACGCAUUGAGCCCCCACUCUAUGCCUUGCGCUCCAAUCCCGCCCCACCAAAACCCAACGACCCCAAUAAGCCUCGUCUCCCCGACUCUACCUCUUCCCUUGUUGGUUCUCGCCUCAACCUCCACAACCGUGUCCAGUCCCUCAUCCGCGCCGACGACCUUGAUUCGGCCUCGUACAUAGCCCGCCAGUCUGUGUUCCAAUCGCCCCGUCCCACGGUCUUCACCUGCAACGCGAUCAUUGCUGCCAUGUAUCGCGCCAAGCGCUAUGACUAUGCCAAAGCCCUCUUCCAAUACUUUUUUAAUCAGUUCGAUGUUAUUCCAAAUAUUGUUUCCUACAACAACAUCAUUGGAUGCCAUUGCGAGUCCAAUGAUAUUGAGGAGGCAUUAAAAGUUUAUAAUCACAUUCUUGAGAACGCCCCUUAUGCACCAUCAGCCGUCACUUAUCGGCAUCUCACCAAGGGGCUGAUUGAUGCUGGACGAGUAAAUGAUGCAGUGGGUUUGCUCCGUGAAAUGUUGCAUAAGGGUCACGCAGCUGAUUCUUUGGUUUAUAAUAAUUUGAUUCUUGGGUAUUUGAACCUGGGAAAUUUAGAGAAAGCAAAUGAGUUGUUUGAUGAGUUGAAGGAGCGGUGCUCUGUUUAUGACGGGGUUGUAAAUGCAACCUUCAUGGAUUGGUUCUUCAAACAGGGGAAGCCAAAGGAGGCGAUGGAGUCGUAUAGGGAUUUGAUGGAUAGGAAUUACAGGAUGGUGCCUGCACAGCGAAACGUGCUUUUAGAGACAUUGUUGAGGCAUGGAAGGAAGAAAGAGGCUUUGAAUUUGUUCGAUGACAUGUUGGACGAUCACACCCCGCCGUCAUUUCUGGCAGUAAAUUCAGACACAUUCAAUAUGAUGGUUAAUGAGUGCUUCAAGGAUGGAAAUGUUGCAAUGGCAAUGGAGGUAUUCAAGAGGGUCGGGAAGGCGGUAAAGUCGAAGCCUUUUUUGAUGGAUGUGGCAGGGUAUAACAAUAUGAUGGCAAGGUUGUGCGAGCUUGACAUGAUCGAUGAGGCGGAGGAGUAUUAUAGGCAGCUGAGUGCGAAAUCAAUGUCUCUAAGUGUGAAUACUUACAAAAUAAUGAUUGAUGCUUAUAUGAGAGUGGAUAGAAUUGAGGAAAUGUUGGAUAAGUAUUCAAAGAUGGUUGAGUCCGGGUUUAGGGUUAUUCCAGCAUAUGCGAAUGAGUUGUUUGGUUUCUUGAUUGAGAAGGGUCGAGUUCUUGACUGUUUACCGAUUUUGUCGAAAAUGGGUAAUAAAGAACCGAGACCUGAUUUUACAACCUACAAUGUUGUAAUUAGGGGCCUAAUUGAGGGAGGCAAUUAUGAUGCCACUGUUAAUUUGCUCAGUCAGAUGAUGAACUGUGGUGUUGAUACUACUGUCUCACUCGAGGAAUUUGUGUUGGAUGUUUUUGAGAAACAAGGACGACGAAUGGAGGUUGAGAACAUUUUCAAUAGAAAAUCGAGUCCAUUUCCACCUCAGAGGCUAUUUCCUGGAUCCCGAGGCUCCACACAGACAAUGGGGCCUCCUCAAAUGCCAGAACAGGGAAGAUGGAAUCCUUCAAUGCAAUGGCAGACAAAUUUCCCCCCAAACACUUAAUACCACAAAUGAUGAAACAAAAAAUGGCUCAUUCAAGUCCAUCCUGAGAACGGGAGGUAGAAUUCACUUGCAUGGCAUGAUAGCAUGCGGCUUAAUUCAUACACGGACAACCAGUGUUGAAUUGGUUUUCUUUCCUUAUCAUAUUUCUAAUAGGGUAUUGAAGGUACACACUGAGCAUCUAUUUUUUUGCUGCCAACUGAGUUGGUGAAUUCAUCUGAAUAUAAUCACGAAAAUUGUUUUUAGGAGCUACUUGAGGGACAUAUUGGAUGAUUCCAAAAUAUCUGUAAUCAAGAAUGGUUUAUAAUGAUUAAAUAUCUUUUG